Molecule: messenger RNA, 1875 nt
Organism: Propithecus coquereli (Coquerel's sifaka)
Lineage: Eukaryota; Metazoa; Chordata; Mammalia; Primates; Indriidae
Gene: SAV1
Product: salvador family WW domain containing protein 1
Exons: 5
Coding region: 383-1537 (384 amino acids)
Biological process (GO): hippo signaling; apoptotic process; regulation of cell population proliferation
Molecular function (GO): molecular adaptor activity; protein binding
Source: RefSeq, a predicted model, not a curated record
UUCCCAGAAUUCCCAGCGGCCGCGGGGAAAGUUUACGGGACGUAGGCGGCGGCGGCGGCCCGGUAGCGGUUACCAGGCGGCCCGCGGCGGAUCAUGGCCCUGGCCCGGCGUCCCUGGCCUCUCCUCACGGCGUCCCCGGGCAGCUUCGCGGAGCGGGCAGACUUCCGGGAAGGAACUGACAUGCGACUGAGCGGCGGCCGGCGCGCUUAGCGCCCUGAACAUGCGGCAGUCCCUGUGGGCGACCCCGGGCUCCGGACAGGCGGCGGCGGCUUGGGAGGGAAGGAGACGGCGGCGCCGGCGGAGGUGGCGGCGGCGACAGUCGGCGCCCGGCGCGGAGCCCUAGGGAGGGUGCUUAGCGUGGCCUCGGGCCUCGUCAAGAAGGAUGCUGUCCCGAAAGAAAACCAAAAACGAAGUGUCCAAGCCGGCCGAGGUGCAGGGGAAGUACGUGAAGAAGGAGACGUCGCCUCUGCUGCGGAAUCUCAUGCCUUCAUUUAUCCGGCACGGUCCAACAAUUCCAAGACGAACUGAUAUCUGUCUUCCAGAUUCAAGCUCUAAUGCUUUUUCAGCUUCUGGAGAUGGAGUAGUUUCAAGGAACCAGAGUUUCCUUAGAACUCCAGUUCAAAGAACACCUCAUGAAAUAAUGAGAAGAGAAAGCAACAGAUUAUCUGCACCUUCUUAUCUUGCCAGAAGUCUAGGAGAUGUCCCUCGAGAGUAUGGCUCUUCUCAGUCAUUUUUAACAGAAGUUAAUUUUGCUAUUGAAAAUGGAGACUCUGGUUCCCGAUAUUAUUAUUCAGACAAUUUUUUUGAUGGUCAAAGAAGGCGGCCACUUGGAGAUCGUGCACAUGAAGACUACAGAUAUUAUGAAUACAAUCAUGAUCUCUUCCAAAGAAUGCCACAGAAUCAGGGGAGGCAUACUUCAGGUAUUGGGAGAGUUGCUGCUACAUCUUUAGGAAAUUUAACUAACCAUGGUUCUGAAGAUUUACCCCUUCCUCCUGGCUGGUCUGUGGACUGGACAAUGAGAGGGAGAAAAUAUUAUAUAGAUCAUAACACAAAUACAACUCAUUGGAGCCAUCCUCUUGAGCGAGAAGGACUUCCUCCUGGAUGGGAGAGAGUUGAGUCAUCAGAAUUUGGAACCUAUUAUGUAGAUCACACAAAUAAGAAGGCUCAGUACAGGCAUCCCUGUGCUCCUAGUGUACCUCGGUAUGAUCAACCACCUCCUGUCACAUACCAGCCACAGCAAACUGAAAGAAAUCAGUCCCUUCUAGUACCUGCAAAUCCAUAUCAUACUGCAGAAAUUCCUGACUGGCUUCAGGUUUAUGCUCGAGCCCCUGUGAAAUAUGACCACAUUCUGAAGUGGGAACUCUUCCAGCUGGCUGACCUGGAUACAUACCAGGGAAUGCUAAAGUUGCUCUUCAUGAAAGAACUAGAACAGAUUGUUAAAAUGUAUGAAGCAUAUAGACAAGCUCUUCUCUCAGAGUUGGAAAACCGUAAGCAGAGACAGCAGUGGUAUGCCCAACAACAUGGCAAGAAUUUUUAAGUUAAUUUUUUAAAAAUUUAAGUUUUAUAAAAACUUUAAAAUACUUUCACAAAUAAAACAUUGCAAACAAGUACUUUGGUUAAUAAAGGCAGCUUACUUUUUGGAAAUCAUAAAAUUCUAAUUUUACAUGUAUUUUGUUAUUGCAAAUUUUCUUUUAUUGAACAAAAAAAUGAGUUUAUCAUUUUAAGAGCCAACAUGGCAAACAUUUUCAAAUGCUGUGUAUUAGGAAACUGCUUUGAAUAUUCCUGAUGGAGAAAAUGCAGCAAGAAAUGUGAUUAAGAGGAGAUGUUAAACAGGAAAUGAUCACUUGUUAACUUAAAGCAGCAGUACCUUUCUUU